CUUUGGUCGCAUCCAUUAGCAGCAUUUUACUUGAAUCAUUGAAAUUACCACGCAAGGCAACGCAACGCAACGCAAAGCCAAAUAACGUAAAGCAUUUUCCGUGUCGCGAAAUCAAAUAAAGUACAGUAAAUCCGCUCGUCAGACGCGCAACGCCUAAUUGAAUCGCAUUGCAUAGUUUUAGAACUAUGAAGGCCACAACGCGAAUUUGCUCGAUUGUCGUACUGAUCUGCGCUGCGCGACUCGUCUGCACCGCACAACAACGGUACAACAACAAUGAUGCUGUCGGCUACCCACUCGACUAUGCGGACACAAAGUUAAUACAGAAUGAUUAUUUGCUGGAGAAACGAAACAAACCGUCAUUGUCAAUUGUGAAUCCGUUGGACGUGCUGCGCAAACGAUUGUUGCUGGAAAUGGCUCGAAGGCAAAUGAAGGAAAAUACGAGACAGGUGGAAUUGAAUCGUGCCAUAUUGAAGAACGUCGGCAAGCGUAUGCUCCCAGCGCAAGCACAACAACAACAACAGCAAUUGGAAUACCUCCUCAACCGCACACCAUACCAUCAGCCCACAUACUAUUACAACACACCACUCCAACUGCAGGAGCUGUUGCAACCACACUACACCAAUCAAAUGGAGUACUCGCCUGAUGUAUCCAUCUACGAUUACGUACAACGACCAGCCUACAUGUACGAUAGCAUCCUGCCCGCCAUCGACCUUGUUGGGAGCGAGAGCGUAGGUGAGGCAGCCAGGCACACUCCGUGGUACAUCAAUGCGCUUGAGAUGGAUGCCACAGAUGGAGACACAACUACUUACAAAGCGGUUGCAAAUGAAAUGACCAACGAAAUGGCAAAUGACAACAAAAACUCAAAUGGUGCCGCAGAUGGGAAUAGAGGCACUGCACAAUGGGCUCGUGGUAAGGACGCUGGCAGCAGCAGCAGCAGCAGCAACGUCGACGCUGUCGGCAAAAGUGACGCACUGACCAAAAACUUGUCCGGCAACGAGCAUCGCACAGCAAAGGUUGGCAAUCUACUAGUAGAUGGUGAGCAAGUUGAAGGAAAUGACGGCAAUGCUGAUUAUCAAUUGCGGUACUUUUAUGGUAUGCAUAAGAAACACCACAACAUGAGAAAGUAAGCAGUGAGCAGUUUCCUAAAAGCAUCCAGACACUCCGGCACACCAACGACAUUAUUUGAACCACUCCAGUCCAAGGAUACACGUAUUUCGUUGAACACCAAUUAACCAAACACACAAACAUACAAACAAGGCGAAGUUCUCCGUGCGAUGCGCUUUGCUUUGCUUGGUUUUUACUUCAGUGUUAUGUCAUAGUUUUAGCAUACAUAUGUUGCCACAUAUACAUAUAUACAUAUAUAUUUAUAAUCAAAACUAUUUUAACUGCAUAUAUUUUAGUGAAAUUAUAGUGAUUUAUACGACAUUUGAAAAUGGUGUCGAAUUGUAACUGCAACUAAAAACUAAAUAUGAUGAAAUCGUCUUUAGUAAUGGGGGGUCUUAAGAAAUGCAUUAAAUGUUGUUUAGUCACAAUGGCAUAAGCCAAAGCCCAAACGUGUGCAAAAUAAAAAGUAAUAACAAAGAAUUGAAUGAAAAAUCAAAAUCAUAAAAAGUCAAGCUCUGUUAAUAAAAGUAUUUAAUAAACAUAUUUACACAGAUCACAAGCGAUUAUUUACUUUGGAAAAUAGAAAUUGAAAAUUGUAGUUUAUUUGCAUAGAUUCAACUACUAAACGCUCAGAUGGUGCCAAAGAAAUAACAACUAAAAAGAGUCAACAUGGAAAUGAUUAUGUUCAAAGUUUGACUUAACAACAUUUCUCAUUCUGUUGUCAAUGUAUGACUGUUAAAAAGCGGAGGGUAACCGUAUUAAGAAAGGUGUAUAUUGCAAAAAAAAAAUAUUUUUUACGCUCCAACAGGUUAUAAACUGAGAGUUACAGCUUUUAUUUCUGUAAGUAUUUUAUUCUAUUUUUUUCAAUCCCUUUAACCAUUUACAUACCUGGGUGUAUACCUACGAAGGCGGAUUCGUAAAGAAAAAAAUCAUUGCACAUUCCCCACGCUGUAUAUGGGCAUGCUGUGUUGGCUGAGGGGAACAUGCCCAUGUACGUAUGUAUAUGCAAAGGUACGUUCGUUAUGGUUAUCGAAGAGAAGAGAACAAAACUGAACAUAAUUAGCAGAGCAUAGCAAAUGAGCAAAAAACGGCAUUCUUGUGAGAAAUUUUAGUUGUAUUGAACUGGCCUUUGCUAGCAGUUAUCCAAUAUUGUUGUUGUUGUUGUUGUUGUUGUGGCAGCAGCAUAAGCAUUCCCCAUACAUAUACGAGGAAUACUGCUGAAGUGAUAGUCUUUUGUCGGAUAUAAGUCCCAGUCGUUCCGGCUACGUAGAACGGACUGACGUGAGAAAGCAAUUUUAAAAACACAGCAAAUAUAAAGAACCAGUCAAAAUUUCAUACAUACCUCUUUGAAAGUGGUGUAAGUCCAUUUUAUAUUAUAUGGAGAUAUUUAAGGAUUUGCAUUUGAAUGGUUUGAAAAAUAUUGGAAUAUGUUAAAGCACUGAAUUUAUGUUUUUUAAAUAUUAAAUUGAUUUAAAUUA
Molecule: messenger RNA, 2582 nt
Organism: Anastrepha ludens (Mexican fruit fly)
Lineage: Eukaryota; Metazoa; Arthropoda; Insecta; Diptera; Tephritidae
Exons: 4
Coding region: 186-1127 (313 amino acids)
Cellular component (GO): extracellular region
Molecular function (GO): hormone activity
Source: RefSeq, a predicted model, not a curated record